GUUGCUGCUGGAGAAGUGGCGGGAGCGGCAGCUAUGGAAUCGAAGGAAGAGAAAGAGGCGCAGGUUGCUGCAUGGUUGAAAAGGAUAUUUGGAGAUAAUCCCAUUCCACAGUAUGAGGUGAAUCCACGGACCACAGAGAUUUUACAUCACCUUGCAGAACGCAACAGGGUCAGGGACAGGGAUGUCCACCUGGUAAUAGAGGACUGGAAACAGAAAGCAAGUGAAUAUGAAUCAGAAGCCAAGCAUCUUCAAGACUUUCUCAUGGAGAGUGUGAAUUUUUCCCCUGCCAACCUCUCUAACACUGCCUCGAGGUAUCUGAAUGCUUUGGUUGACAGUGCAGUGGCCCUUGAAACGAAGGACACCUCACUGGCUAGUUUUCUCCCUGCAGUGAAUGAUCUGACCUCUGAUCUUUUUCGUACCAAAUCCAAAAAUGAAGAAAUCAAGCUUGAACUGACAAAAGUUGAAAAAAAUCUAACUGCAAGUUUAGUAUUAGAAAAACGUCUACGAGAGGAUCUCAAGAAGGCAGAGCUUCACCUGUCUACGGAAAGGGCCAAGGCUGACCAUCGUCUCCAGAACAUGGACUUCCUAAAAGCGAAGUCAGAGGAGUUCAGAGUUGGAAUCAGAGCCACCGAGGAGAAACUUUUAGCCAGAGGCAUGGAUGCUUCUUUGUCUCAUCGGUCACUGGUAGCACUUUCAGAGAAAUUAGCGGAACUAAAAGAACAGACUAUACCUUUGAAGAAAAAACUGGAAUCCUAUUUAGAUUUAAUGCCGAAUCCAUCUCUUGCUCAGGUGAAAAUUGAAGAAGCAAAGCGAGAAUUAGACACCAUUGAAGCUGAACUUACAAAGAAAGUAGACAUGAUGGAACUGUGAACAGAGCCAAGUAAACUUCAUCUUCUCUAACACAGUUAAUUAAACAGGACUUUAAAGAA
Messenger RNA from Artibeus jamaicensis (Jamaican fruit-eating bat), 929 nucleotides. It is a transcript of the gene HAUS1, whose product is annotated as HAUS augmin like complex subunit 1. The record is from RefSeq and is a predicted model, not a curated record. Gene Ontology annotation, cellular component: HAUS complex; cytosol. Gene Ontology annotation, biological process: centrosome cycle; spindle assembly. The coding region runs from base 34 to 870 and encodes 278 amino acids. NCBI's taxonomy places the organism in Eukaryota, Metazoa, Chordata, Mammalia, Chiroptera, Phyllostomidae. The transcript is spliced from 9 exons.